This is a messenger RNA of Heterostelium album PN500, 432 nucleotides long. Its product is annotated as GFA family protein. Gene Ontology annotation, molecular function: carbon-sulfur lyase activity. The record is from RefSeq and is a predicted model, not a curated record. NCBI's taxonomy places the organism in Eukaryota, Evosea, Eumycetozoa, Acytosteliales, Acytosteliaceae. The transcript has a single exon. The coding region runs from base 1 to 432 and encodes 143 amino acids.
AUGAUUCCAUUAAUUAAAGGUAGUUGUCAUUGUAAGAAUAUAACAUUUGAAUUUGAUUGGAAUUCAGAUGUAGAUACAAUAGCUGCGAGAGCAUGUAGUUGUACUUUUUGUUUUAAGCAUGGUGGUGUUUGGACAUCAAGUGUAACCGGUAAACUCAAUGUCAACGUAAAGGACAGAGAAUUGCUAAAGCUAUAUAAUUUCGGAACAAAGACAGCCGAUUUCUAUGUAUGUAAAGAGUGUGGUAUUGUACCAUUGUCUUGUUGCACAAUCGACGGUAAUCUCUAUGCAGUUGUCAAUAUCAACACUUUCGAAGGUAUAGACCCAACUCUUAUCACAGAGAUACCCGUAACUCUCACCGAGGAAACAGAAUCAUCGAGAUUAGCAAGAAGAAAAAAGAAUUGGAUAAACAAUGUUCAAAUAAAUUUAAAUUAA